UUGGUCAUUUGGCUAUUUUGGCAUAGACCUUUACGGUUAUUUUGAUUUUGAUCCAUCUGAAAAAAAGAUUUGUUUGAGUUCGAAAUAUGGCAAAUGAAGACCGAUAUCUUCCAUCGUGGAUGACAGAAAAACRGGUUAUAAAAAAAACAAAAGAGUUUGUGCAGUUUGAAGGACAAAUUAAACAGUGCAUAUAUCCAAAUAUUUUAGCAUCAUAUGCAGAAGAAAUUUUGACUAAAAUUGAAUCUAGUGAGAUGUAUGAAGUUGUAUAUGGCUUUGAUAUGGAAUGGCCAGUAACUUUUGACAGAAAAUCGAAAAAAACUGCUCUUAUACAAAUUUGCACUGACCACAACACGUGUUAUUUACUCCAUGUAUAUCAUAUCAUAAAUCUUCCGUCAAUAUUUGUGAAGCUCAUUAAUCAUCCAAGAGUUAGAUGGUCAGGUGUAUUUAUUAAAAAUGAUUUUUCAAAGCUUGCAAGGGAUUUUGACAUUGAUGUUACUGGUGCUUUAAAUUGUAUUAUCGAUUUAGGUACUUACACGAACAAAGUUUUGAAUUUUGAAUUGUCUACAAGAUGGAGUAUGGCCAAUUUAGUUCAACAUUUACUUAAAAAAGAUAUAAAUAAAGACUCAAAUGUUCGUAUUAGCAAUUGGGAAAACACAGAUUUAGAUCAAAAUCAAUGUAUGUAUGCAGCAACUGAUGCUUUUGUAUCUUUAAUAUUGUAUGAACAUCUAAAAAGAAUUGAUAAAGAAAAUGAACUCCAGAUUAAUUAAAUUAUUAAAAUUAGGGCAAAUGAGUUAUGAUUCAUGUCUUAAAUUGCAAAUCCAUUUGUCAGAAUCUUUAAAAACAACAGCCAUUGACAAA
Molecule: messenger RNA, 858 nt
Organism: Diuraphis noxia (Russian wheat aphid)
Lineage: Eukaryota; Metazoa; Arthropoda; Insecta; Hemiptera; Aphididae
Gene: WRNexo
Product: WRN exonuclease
Biological process (GO): nucleobase-containing compound metabolic process
Molecular function (GO): 3'-5' exonuclease activity; nucleic acid binding
Source: RefSeq, a predicted model, not a curated record